Molecule: messenger RNA, 471 nt
Organism: Cyclocybe aegerita
Lineage: Eukaryota; Fungi; Basidiomycota; Agaricomycetes; Agaricales; Hemipholiotaceae
Source: the annotation of a GenBank genome assembly
AUGCCUAACAUGCUGAGUGUGGUCCAUAGCGGAAGAUGCUUCUGCAAAGCGAUUAGGUAUCGGGUGACGGGCCUACCGAUUCUUAGCGCAUAUUGUCACUGCACACUGUGCCAAACGUUCAACGCGGCUGCUUUCAUCUGCACUAUCCACUUCCCAGCAUCGGCUUUUGCAUGGACCCAUGCUGAGCCCCAUGAUGAAGCCCUCGACUUCUUCGAUGUGCCCACGAAACCGUGGAAACGGCGUUGGCGUUGCAAGCAAUGUGGGGUGACAGUUGCUUCCUACAAUUCCAGGUCCAAUAAAUGGAGCGUUUGGGGCGGGCAACUAGACCGUGAUGCUGAAGGAAAGAUCAUCGGCUGGGACACGAUCAAGCCCACAGCACACAUAUUCUACGAGACACGCAUGAUCGACGUUCAAGAUGAGCUGGGAAAGUGGACUGGAUAUGAGGGACAGUCAGAAAGGCUCAGUGGGUGA